Acanthaster planci (crown-of-thorns starfish) is the source of this 2790-nucleotide messenger RNA. RefSeq names its product vacuolar protein sorting-associated protein 33A-like. The record is from RefSeq and is a predicted model, not a curated record. Gene Ontology annotation, biological process: vesicle-mediated transport. Lineage: Eukaryota; Metazoa; Echinodermata; Asteroidea; Valvatida; Acanthasteridae.
AAAAGGAAAAGUGAGUGCAGAAAAGAUGGCUGCUCAUUUGAGCGGUGGUCGUAUAAAUUUGGCCGUUUGGAGGGAGGUGGCAAGAAGGGAAUUGCUUGAAUGUCUGGACAAGUGCGUCGGGAGUAAAGCUGUGGUAUGGGAUGACCACUUGACCGGUCCAUUUGGCCUCAUAGCUGAGUACUCACUGUUGAAGGAACAUGAGGUGGACAAGAUGUUCCCGCUGCGGCCCGGCCGCCUGCCCAUCGCGGCCGGCUCGGGUCCGGGGAGCAUGAUCAUCCAGAACAUCAUCUUCAUCGUCCGGCCGCGGCUGGAGCUGAUGGAGGUGGUGGCCGACGCCAUCCGGCGGACGGAGGAGGCGGCUGGCCGCUUCCACAUGGAGUUCCACAUCUUUUUCGUGCCCAGGAGGAGCCUGCUGUGUGAGAGGAAGCUGACGGAACUUGGUGUUUACGGCACGCUCACCACCGUGGGGGAGUACACCCUUGACUUGCUACCCUUUGACAGCGAUGUGCUCUCCAUGGAAAUGGAACAAUCGUUCAAGGAAUGCUGCUUGCAGAAUGACUUGACGACAAUGUUCUAUGUGGCUAAGGCACUGAUGAAGAUUCAGGCCCUAUAUGGUGUCAUACCCAAGAUCUAUGGCAAGGGGCCAUUGUCCAAGCACGUGGCAGAUAUUAUCCUGCGAAUGCGGCGGGAGAUGGCCGGCAACGAGCGCCAGGUCCCGCCCCAGAUUGACACCCUCCUGCUGGUUGACCGCACAGUGGACCUCUUGACCCCGCUGGCCACCCAGCUGACCUAUGAGGGCCUGAUUGACGAGAUCUACGGCAUACACAACACCACAGUGAAACUUCCUCCUGAGAAGUUUGUUCGGAAGAACGAGAAUGAGCCCCAGCCGGAGCUGCCCACAGAGCCCAAGAAGAUCCAGCUCAACUCCUCCGACGAACUGUUUGCCGUCAUCCGCGACAAGAACUUCAACGCCGUGGGGCCGGAGCUCAGCAAGAAGGCCAAGAUACUCUCGGCGCAGUACGAGGAACGUAAAGAUGCCAAGACGGUGCGCGACAUCAAACAGUUUGUCUCCAAGCUGCCCCACAUACAGGCUGCCAAGGCCUCCCUUGCAACUCACACCUCCAUUGCUGAACUGGUCAAGGAACGGACAGAUCUAGAGUCCUUCAUGGACUCACUCCAAACACAGCAGGAGUUCAUGAAUGGCGUAGACACAGACAAAGUGAACAACUACAUCGAGGAAUGCAUCGCCAAGAGAGAACCGCUGAUCAAGGUGUUGCGCCUCCUCUGCAUGCAGUCGGUCACCAACAACGGUUUUAAGCCCAAAAUACUUGACUUCUACAAGAGAGAAAUCAUACAGACUUACGGCUUUGAGCACAUAGUGUCGCUCAACAACUUGGAGAAGGUGGGUCUGUUGAAGGUACAAGGCCAGAAGACGUACGGCACCAUCAGGAAGACGCUGAGGCUGGUUGUGGAAGACGUCAACGAACAGAACCCCCACGACAUCUCCUACGUGUACAGCGGCUAUGCCCCGCUCAGUGUGCGGCUGGCCCAGUGCCUCGCCCGGCCAGGCUGGCGCAGUAUUGAGGAGGUGCUGAGGCUCCUGCCUGGACCAACAGUGGAAGAGACCCAGCAGGUGCCCUACGGCCUGCUGAAAAAGAGGACGAUAGGCGACAGUCAGGGCGACAACCAAAAGGUGACGCUGGUCUUCUUCCUCGGGGGCGUGACCUACGCCGAGAUCGCCGCACUGCGGUUCCUCUCAAGCCAGGACGAAGGACCCAUGGAGUAUGUGAUCGCCACGACCAUGGUGAUCAACGGACAUAACUGGCUCCGUUCCAUCAUGGAGGAUCUCAUCGUCCCGACGAUCUCCGAAAGAAGCACAGACUCGAUGACCUCCAGCCGAUUGAGAUGAUUGGAGAACUUUCCUCUCGCCACGGAAAUGGGGAAAAUGUUCCAGUUUAUGCUCAAAGAGCCCACUGUCUUACGUCAAAACAAUGUUUGAAAUGCAUGUCAUGCAUCAGUUUCUCACUUUCAAUCUUUCUGCAGCCAUUUUAAAAGUUGACAGAAAUUUGAAUAUUCAUGAAGUGAAGAGUGACAUCAUCCUAAGGCAGCAGUCUCAGUAUCCUGCUCUUAAGGUAUAAGAAAAGAGAACCCGGGGGGGGGGGAAUGCAUGAGAAAUAAGAAAACAUUGUUGGUAGCGUGCUGGAAUAGUACCCCGCAGGUGCUGGAUUUCAGUCGCAUUUCAUUCAAACUUUCCUGGGAGACAUUCAGAUUGAAAGGCAAAAAAACACAGGAAAAUCUCAAAGCAUCAGCAGGCCCCUAGAUGCACGCUUAUAAAAAAGUGAAAAAUAAAAAGACCAAAUGUAUGAAGUCCAAGGGACUAGCACUUUGCAGUCUCUUUGAUAUUUCUUGAGGUUACACCAUUUGUACCAUCAGUUGUAAAAUUUAGCAUAUACAGACUUCAGCAUGGAUCAUUUAAUCCCUGAAAAAUCAAACAUCAGGCUCUGUUAUAUUCUAGUUACCAGCCAUAUUGCAAUUUUUUUUUAGGGGCAGUGGAGAGAUGAACUGUGGUUUGGGCCAGAUGUCCUUGCAUAGUCUAAUAGUUGUCCUUUUAUUAGGGUUAAAUUUUGCCAAUCUGAACAUCACCUACUCUAUUGUUUUGAUGUCGCCCGUCAUGCUGACAAAUUACUCAUUUUGAAAUUUGAUUUCCAUGCGUUUAAUUUUCCAAAAUUUUAUUGUAGUCCCAAGGCUGUUGUGUACAUACAAUAAAAAGAAAGUGACACAUGAAAGGUA